GACAUUUUCUGCUUGUUUGAUUCAAGAUUUUUAGAGUUAUAUACAUUAAUUUACCAAGGAGUCCCCCUUACCCAUAUGGUGUUGUCCCAAGAUGGCGGAGAAAAGGAAGCCUGCCUCCGCUGACGAGAAGAUGCCUGAGUCAAACCGUGAUUUUCUCGAAAAAUCAGCGGUUCGAAGCCUACUGAGAGGUGCCAUAUCCAAGCUGAUAGAAAACCGCCCAGAAGACCCGAUAGCAUUCCUGGCAGAGUAUUUUGACUCAGCGGACAACAAGCCGGGAAGUAACAAAGUUGCCAAGGCACACCAGGAGCUGCUGCUCACCCACCACAGUCGGCCGGCCUUCGAGUCCAACAUGAUGCUGGCCUACCAAAUCCUUAGUGCACCUAAAAAUGCAAAAAGCAAAGCUGGUCUGAAGGGUGAUCUAUUUACAGAGCUGCUGACAAAGAUACUCAGGGAGGUGCCUGGAGAGGUCUCAGAAGUUCUGCUGAAGAAACUUCUCUGCUAUGAAAAUGAGGUCAUCCCAUAUGACAUCUUCCACUCCGGGGUCAUGACCUGCUUCAUUUUCUUAGACUUCUAUGCAGAGGCAGAUGGGUUGUUUACUGUUCUUGACACUUCACGCAAAAAGGAAGUUGACAAGGAGCUGUGUGAUGUGGUGUUGAACCAGCUGAAUGCUGCCAUGACUGCAACUAAGGAUGAUCCAAAAAGUAUUCUGGAGGGAGCUUCCAAACUCAGACCGGAUGCUCUGGCUAUUGCCCUGGAUAAUGCUUUUGACAGUGUGGUUUAUGAUGAAAGCAUGGCCAGGGAUGAAUUUGUCAUGACUGCUGUAAUCAUGUUUAUUGCAAAGGUGAAGCCACUGAGAUAGUUUGUCUGACAGACUAUAAUUGCACGAGGGACCAUUGACUAUCUGUGUCUGCAAACCUAGAAUGGGUGCUGUAUUGCUAAAUUAGCCAUUAUGAUGUCUGCCUGCCUUACUUCUCUCUUUUACACCAUGUACCUUUAUUUUGGAAGAUACAAGCUCUUUUAAGUGCUUCGGAAGCAAAGCUGCAAGCAAUAUCACAGCAGGCAUCAUCUCUAAAGAUUUGGAAAGGCAACAUGUUAUUUAUUUAAGAAUAUCAUAUCAGUAAACAUUUACUGAAGAACUGCCCAAGGCUAUGGAGGAUAGGGAAGGAUGGAGGAAGAGAAUCAUGGCCAUCCGUGCAACCAGCACGCCUGGAUGAUGAUGAAACAUUUACGGGAUCUACAUUUCUAUCUACAAAGGAAUCAUGCUUUGAUUUCAGAGGAACAACAAAAAGAUUUCGAGACAAAGGGAGUUAACUAGUAGUUUGAAUUCCUGUAACUCUUCUCCUGACCCUAGGCAAGAAUUUUUGGUCCUUACUGAAACAAUGGUAUAUUUUGUACUUGCACAAUGGUUAAUACAUUAUAAAAGACUGUUUGUACAAAUGUAAAUAUCUUAUUUCUGCAGUGUGUUUGUAUUAUAUACAUUUGGUGCAAUCUGAUACAUGUUAGAUGAAAUACAUACUACCAUAUAUGGUUAAUUAAAAUCUGUGGAUAGAAGUGGUAGGCCUGCACAUGCAUUUGAAAUUGUAUUAAAGUUUGUUGUGAGAACUUGUUGCUUAAUGCUAGUAAAUUUGUACAUUUUGCUGUGUCAUGAGAUCUAUCAUGGAGCUUUACAUCAGCUGAUUAAAGCAUCUUAAGUCUAUUAAACACUAUUUUUGUAAAAAC
Messenger RNA from Branchiostoma floridae (Florida lancelet), 1719 nucleotides. Its product is annotated as tubulin polyglutamylase complex subunit 1-like. The record is from RefSeq and is a predicted model, not a curated record. Gene Ontology annotation, biological process: protein polyglutamylation. Lineage: Eukaryota; Metazoa; Chordata; Leptocardii; Amphioxiformes; Branchiostomatidae. The coding region runs from base 92 to 859 and encodes 255 amino acids. Gene Ontology annotation, molecular function: microtubule binding. The transcript is spliced from 9 exons.